CGACACUCUCGCCGCCCGCUUACGGUUCCAACUUGCGUUCUACUCUCCCGCAUAUCCCCACACACGAGUCUUGGCAGACAAAUAGCAACACAUCCAGCCCGAGACCCCUAGAAACAGCCUGAGAUGGGCUUCGCCGACAAGUUCGACAUCAACCCGGACUCGGUGCCGACAUACAAACUUGCUCUCCACUCCGCUCAGAUCGUUCUAGCCGUGGUCGUCUUCAUUCUCGAGAUUGUCCUAUUCCGCGCUCAAGACGCCAUCAUCAAUGGUCACAAUGGGUGGGUGUUUGGACUGUGCUUCCUGAGCAUACCAGCAUGGGUUUACCUCGCAGGUGCCCCACGAUAUGAGCGCACGCGGAGAAUCGCCCAGCCUGCCGCCAUGACAGUGGUUGACUGCAUCUGGGCCAUUUUCUGGCUGUCCGCGUUUGCCAGCCAGGCCGCAUACAACUCUGCAAACAGCUGCGGCCAAGGCUGCGCAGUGAGCAGGGCCAUUGUCGGCAUGUGCUUUUUCGAGCUGCUCCUGUGGAUUCUGUCCACCCUGGUCAGCUUCUUCACGCUCAAAUACUGGCACGCCAACGGCGACUUGCCCGGCUACGAACGCCUCGACCGCAGCAACACAAACAUCGAUCCGGACAAGGCCGCCUUCUCGAUGGCCCCGCACGACGAGGAGGCGUACGCGCCCAUCAGCGGCAACGACCACGACGACGACCACCACAGCAACGUGCCCUACAACGCCGACGCCUACGGCUCCGUCAACUCCAACACCCUGUUUGAUAGCAGCACCUCCUACGGCGGCGGCGGCGCCGCGAGCACCCACACCGACCCCUUUGCCGAUACCUCCUAUGGCGGCGGUGGUGCGCACAGCACAUACUCGGACAACAGCUAUGGCGGCACGAACCCCUACAGCGGCGGCCACCAGGCUAGCGGCUCUCAGAUCUAUGCGCCGCCUACCGCGGAGGAAGACUACGACGACGGCCGGCCCGCCAAGUUCCCGGCUGCCAAUUACGACCGGACAUUGCACUAAUGGUGUCGGUGGCUUUGGUGGCUUCGGGAGUGGAUUGUUUGGGAAUGUGGAAAGUGGUCUGCGCCUCGCGCGAAAAGCAGUAUAUACAUAGAUUUGCGUGAGAGGGUGGUCCAACCCGGGUAAGGAAAAACCCUGUAAAAACCACCGACCUAUUGUGCCUUUUUUGGUUGCGCUUGGAAGUCCAUGGGGUUUGCAUUGUUAUAGGAUGAAUGAUACACAUUUGUUUGUUUCCAAGCAUUUUCUUCGGUAUUGGCAAUGGUCUGAUGCACACACAUUUCCAAGCAUCGCAUCCAAAUGGUCCAACAUGGCUCUGC
Messenger RNA from Microdochium trichocladiopsis, 1337 nucleotides. RefSeq lists its product as uncharacterized. The transcript is spliced from 3 exons. Bases 124 to 1023 code for a protein of 299 amino acids. The record is from RefSeq and is a predicted model, not a curated record. Lineage: Eukaryota; Fungi; Ascomycota; Sordariomycetes; Xylariales; Microdochiaceae.